AUCGUGAUGUUCCAUAUGCUCGCCUCGGUCACGUGACCCCAUCCUCAGUUCAUUGGCAGUCGGCUCUGAGUAGAGCUCUCUAUGGGAAAUGCUCAGCGUUCCUUGAAAUCGACAGACUGCAAACUUCGACGCAUCCUCUUCCUCGCAGAAUCGUAAACAUUUAUUCCUUCCAGGACGCUUCCUUCCUUCCAGCCGGAGAUAAAUCUGCGAACUCCGGCCCAAAAACAGGCGAUGGGGAGCGUUAGGUGAGGCGGGAAUCACUCUUACCAAUUUCCAAUCACUUUAAAGGAUGACUGCAGGUCAUGCAGUGGUUGUCUGGGAGUGGGAGAACAGACAAGGCCGGUGGCGGCCUUACAGCCCAGAAGUGUCACAGUUGCUGGAACGGGCUCAUUCUAAAAGGCUGACAAGGGUGAUGCUCAGCGAUGCAGACCCUCUACUAGAUAAAUACUACAUCAACCUUCGUACCAAGCAGCAAUGCUCUGAAGAGGCAGGUACUGGUGUACCUCACCAGGUCCGUAGGAUGUUCUACCCACCGGACUCGCCAGCUGGGAAAGGUGCCAGGUGGGAAUGGGCCGGUGAUGGGCACGCUGAGUGGCACGCUUAUGACAUGGAAGUCCAGGCCCUUAUCGAAACCUCCUGGGCCAAGGGUGACCAGACUAUUGAUGUCAGUAAGACGUAUCUUGGUUUCCCAUACAUAAUCAAUUUCUGCAAUUUGACACAGGUCAGAAAUAACACAGGAUUUGUACGAAAUGUGAGACGGAUUCAGCAGGCGCCAUACCCACUUACAAAAAUAAACCCACAAGAAAUGGCUUCUAUGACCGGUAGACGAGUACAUGUCAACCAAGAAACAAUGAAACAAUCUGUAAAUUUAAAGAAAUGUGCCAACCAAAAUUCAAACAAGAAGUCGCUUAAAAAGUCCAAACACUCUGGCGAAGGCCAUGGCAACAUCGCACGAACGAUACUUCAUAAUCUCAACAUAUUCAGUCAUAACAGUAAUAAGACGAAUGGGCAGAAACUGAAUGCCACCCCACCUCCAAUAGUUUCAACUGCAGAGCCAGUUCCAGUCCAGAGGAGGAGCAACAGCUCUCUUCUGGACGCAGACUCAAGCAGUACAAAAAGUGGGAGGAGGCCAAGUGUAGACACAGUCUCGACAUAUCUUAGCCAUGACAGCGAGCAUAAAAAUUCAAAGGUUGACCUGUUGGAUUGCAGUGCAGGAAGUGAUGAUGUUUUUAUUUUUGAAAAGAAAUCUUCCCCUUCUCAUGGUGCCAUUGUCGGUGUGGACCCUGCCAGCGCUGGAAUAUCUAAAUAUGUGAUUGCCCUUAAUGAGUCCAUCGACGGCGAUUGCCCUAUUUGCCUCUGUCCUUACAACCAGGGAAUGACCGUGGCACUGUCAAGGUGUUCGCACAUGCUGCACUUAGACUGCUUGAACUCCAUGCUCACCAGCCAGCCGAAUUUCCCCCAGUGGUUGUACAUAGAAUGUCCCCUCUGUCAUGAAAUUUAUGGCGAAAAAAGGGGCAACCAGCCCAGAGGUACAAUGGACUGGGUCUUGGUCAAUCCUAUCAUCCCUGGCCAUCCCAAUGUGACAUUAAUACAGAUCACUUAUCAUAUUGUAUCUGGGAUACAAGGACGAGAGCAUCCUAAUCCUGGGAGGCCUUAUUAUGCCGUCGGUUUCCCUCGAGUCUGCUAUCUCCCCGAUACAAAAAAAGGAAGGCACGUCCUCAAACUUCUCCAGAUCGCUUGGAGGCGUAGGUUGGUGUUCACCGUCGGUAGGUCGCUAACGACAGGCAAAGAGGAUGUGAUCACGUGGAAUGGAAUACACCAGAAGACGGAGCCGGUUGCAGCCUUGGCGCCAAACUUUCUAGACAACUGCAUUAAAGAACUGGCUGCAUUGGGGGUUACGUAAGACUUUAGACUUGUCUACGUUUUAUAGGUGUCGGUUUUUUUGUGUAUUAAAAGAUAUUUAUUAAUUUUGGAGAUUAAUAGAUGCAGAUUAAUAUAGCAGUUUCUGUUUUAAACUAAAUUUCUUAUGUUUAUUAUUAGGAAAAUGUGAGAUCUGAAAAACAUCAUUCACAGCCUGAGCAAAUAAUAUUUUUACGGAGGGAAAGUGGUCCAAAAUAUAUGACAAAUUUGUAUACAAUAUUAAGAAAUCUAUUUAUUAAUAUCUUUUACAAAAUAUUUAGUUAAUAUUAUUGGACCAUUAUUAUUCUUCAAAUUCUUUUUAAAUUAAUUCAUUUUUCAUAAAAAGAAAUCUGACAUCUGUUCUAUGUUUUUAACUAACGACAGUGAAUGGUGACAGUAUAAAACUGUUUCUAGGAUAUUAAUUAAUUGUGUUGACUCACUCACCGGAUUUGAGGAAACUGAAAAGACAAUAUUUUUAACAGCUGUAUUUAUUUAUAUUUAAUUGCAUGAUUGAAAAUCUAUGUCAAUUUUUGUUUGCCUCAUUAAUGAUAUAUGGUGAGUGAACACCAUUACAGUAUGAUGAAGACAGUAGAACUUAAAUUAUCUGCGAAAACCACAUAUAAUUGAUUUAUAAUUUUUUUUAAAAUAAUUUGAAUUAGAUAAAAGUUGUUAAAA
Cimex lectularius (bed bug) is the source of this 2574-nucleotide messenger RNA. RefSeq names its product protein deltex (gene dx). NCBI's taxonomy places the organism in Eukaryota, Metazoa, Arthropoda, Insecta, Hemiptera, Cimicidae. Gene Ontology annotation, biological process: protein ubiquitination; Notch signaling pathway. Gene Ontology annotation, cellular component: nucleoplasm. Gene Ontology annotation, molecular function: ubiquitin protein ligase activity; zinc ion binding. The transcript has 10 exons. The record is from RefSeq and is a predicted model, not a curated record. The coding region runs from base 290 to 1903 and encodes 537 amino acids.